GCAACGCUGCUGAAUCACUCCCUCAAAACGAUGCGUCACACGUCAUCGUGGACGUCGUGUUUACUUCAGUGGCGACGACGCCAAGCAACGCUAAACGCUUGUCCAAACAACAAAAAAGGAAAAUCCGAUUUUUCCCGGGAAACCACCGCGUAACAUACCAACGCGCGCCAUGGCCGCCACCGCUAGCGAGAAGGGGCGCGUGUGCUGCAUCGUGGCCUGCCCGAACGCGCGGGUCGGCUCCGCCAACCCGACCGUCGGCUAUCAUCCCUUUCCGGCGGAGGACGCCGCCCUGCGACGGCUGUGGAUUUCGUUUGUGGGCCCGGCCAAUCGAACCGAGCGGUUCCGCUGGCGUGGCAAGUACAUCUGCUCGGAGCACUUCCAGACGGCGGAGGUUAUCGAGCGGGACGGGGAGAAGGUGCUGCUGGAGGAUUCGAUUCCGACUAUCUUUGCCGUGGAUGAGGAUGAUGAUGAAGAGGAGGAGGAGGUCCCUCCGCUGGAGCUGAAGGUUGAGACGGAGGUGCCCAAGUUCGGUGCGGUUCCGAUCGAGGAAGUGGUCGUCGAGGAGGAGAUCGAGCUGCGAAGUUUGUUCUGCCGAAUCUGUCUCGGGAAGCACCAGGUCGGGAUGGUUCCGCUGAGUUCGCGGCUGCGUGACCACCUGCUGCUGGACAUGAUCCUGGCGGUGACGGGGCUGAACAUCACUUCGGAGGAAUCGUUCCGAACCAGAUUUGUCCGGGUUGCGUGACGAAGAUUGAUUUGGCCUUCAACGU
Molecule: messenger RNA, 767 nt
Organism: Culex quinquefasciatus (southern house mosquito)
Lineage: Eukaryota; Metazoa; Arthropoda; Insecta; Diptera; Culicidae
Product: THAP domain-containing protein 5
Exons: 2
Coding region: 170-742 (190 amino acids)
Molecular function (GO): sequence-specific DNA binding
Source: RefSeq, a predicted model, not a curated record